UGGCGGUUAAGGCGCUUCAUUCCCAUGGCAACCAGCGGGGCGGGGAGGAUUCCUCCGUCUCCAUGGCAACCGGAGACGCCUCCCGGUUUGCUCGGCUCGAGUGGUGCUGCGAGAAUAGUUCAAACACCGCGGAGGUGAGGACCCUCGGAGACAUGAGGGGAGCGGAGGCCGCAGUGGUGGCAGCGGCGGCGGCGGCGGCGGCCACCGUGAUGCGGGACGAGGACGAAGACGAGGACGAGGACGAGGAAACGGAACGGGAGCAGCGGCCGCAGCCCCCGCAGCCAUCCGGGGUCGCGUGCUCAGUCUGUGGAGAGCUGAGCAGCGGGUGUCACCCGGAGCGCGGCAAACCCUGGAAAAAAUUCCUAUAUAGUGAGCCACAUAAGAGAAUUAAGGAAGUGCUGCAAGAAGAACUUUUUAUCCAGAGAGAUGAAUGCCACAUCAAAAAUCCAUCUACAGUGGCUCUAGAAGGUAUCUGGAGCAUUAAAAGGAAUUUCUCCAUGGGAAGCUUGAAGCCAGGAUCACAGAAUAAAAACAGUUUACUUCCACAACCCAAAUACUACUCCAGACACGGAGGAAUAAGAAUGGUAACGGGGAACAAGAGAAGGCUAAAAUCCACAGAAAUGAUAAGUAACUCUCUUCCAUUGAGAAGUCACUUCUCUUGAUGUCCCAAGAGCUAAGAAGAAAUCUAAGUACAUACCCCAGUCUAUUUAAGAAGUAAAAUAAAGUGUUUUAGUCUAUA
This is a messenger RNA of Dromiciops gliroides (monito del monte), 739 nucleotides long. It is a transcript of the gene C3H11orf97, whose product is annotated as chromosome 3 C11orf97 homolog. Gene Ontology annotation, cellular component: ciliary base. The transcript is spliced from 5 exons. Lineage: Eukaryota; Metazoa; Chordata; Mammalia; Microbiotheria; Microbiotheriidae. The record is from RefSeq and is a predicted model, not a curated record. The coding region runs from base 63 to 662 and encodes 199 amino acids.